Daldinia caldariorum is the source of this 1113-nucleotide messenger RNA. Its product is annotated as dual specificity protein phosphatase 12. Gene Ontology annotation, molecular function: protein tyrosine/serine/threonine phosphatase activity. The record is from RefSeq and is a predicted model, not a curated record. Bases 1 to 1113 code for a protein of 370 amino acids. Gene Ontology annotation, cellular component: nucleus. Lineage: Eukaryota; Fungi; Ascomycota; Sordariomycetes; Xylariales; Hypoxylaceae. Gene Ontology annotation, biological process: protein dephosphorylation. The transcript is spliced from 2 exons.
AUGUUAACUUCUAGGGUAUCCGGGCCCGACAAUCUUCACGUUGGAGGGAUUUGGGUUCUGAAUAUCGAGGGACACCGUAAUCAGCUUUACGAACAGAAUAUCACCCAUGUGCUCUCCGUUAUCAAGUUCUCAUUUGAUAAAUGGGGUGAGGAAGGAAAGCGCUUUAAGCAUAUGAGCAUCGACAUUGAUGAUGACGAGGACUCGGAUCUACUGGUUCAUCUCUCGUCCGCUGUACGCUUCAUCCGCGACGGACUCCAUCCGCCUGUCAGUGGUACCAACACAGAUGUAUCUGCAGAGUCCAAAGAUGACAGUAAGACCCCAGGCGGAGUGUUCGUACACUGUGCGAUGGGCAUAUCGCGUUCCGUAAGCUGUGUUAUUGCCUAUCUCCUUUACCAGUACCCUCACCGCUUCUGCGGCAAGCAAUUUACUCCUUCAACUGCUUCGGCAGCCCAGCGGCGGCAAACCUCCAAGGAGGCCGUAGAGAGAGCUUUGGAGUGGGUUCGUCAGACUCGUGACCGCGCCGGCCCCAAUGCUGGGUUUAUGCGCCAGCUCGAACUAUGGUGGGAGAUGGGAUGUCCGGCCGAUGAUGACAGUGCUGUGGAGCGUCACCCCAUAUAUCAGAAAUGGCUGUACGAGAGGAUGUUGAAGGAAUCUAGGGAUGUACAUCAAGCUCCAGAGGCCGAACGCAUCCGGUUCGAGGAUGAAGUGGAUCUAGGGAGCGACGAUAAUGAAACCGGCGCAAACGAGAAAGGUGGUAAGGAGAUCCGCUGUAAGAAGUGUAGGCGUAUUCUCGUCACGCCGAAGUUCGUCGUAUCCCACGGCCCUACUACUGGGCGACCGGAACCUUCAAAUUGUGCCCAUGUUUUCGUCGAGACGCUUUCCUGGAUGCGACCAGCGCUAGAAGACGGUGCACUGGAGGGGCGUCUCUCUUGUCCUAACGCCAAGUGUGGCGCCACGGUUGGUCGUUUUGCCUGGCAAGGCUUGAAAUGCAGCUGCAGCGAAUGGGUUGUCCCGGCAUUCUCGCUUAACCGGAGCCGCGUUGACGAGGUGGCUCCCCGAGGCGCAGGUGCGCCUGCGAUCCGGCAGCCACCUGGACGAAACGGGAACUUAUGA